CGCGUAUCUAACUUUCACUAGAACAAAGUCCGACUUAUCAUCAACAAUUACUUCGAUACCUUCGAUUCCGCACUCUUUUGUGGCGUCUCUCAAUACUGCGAUCGCCAAUAACGACUUAUAUUUAUAUUCUACGCCACCGGAAACUCACGCGCAAACUUGUUUGUUUGGAAUUUGGCGCUAGCUAAAGUGAAGCAAGGGAGGGAAUCGCGCAUUUCUUCCCCAACACUCCCGAAAGUUCCACAUCAGACGAUUAUACAUGGCGCGACUCAUGCCAUCAAAAUCCCGCGCUCCGACAUACAGUGAGGAUGUAUGGGACGCCUCACCGAAACCUACCCCGCGUCGAUCACUGAACAGGGCGCCCCGAGACACAUCGCCAUCAUCUUCCCCACAUUCCGCCGCGUCACAGUCGUCCGACAAAGAGAAUAAGGCAGCACGCUCUCGUGUCGAUAAGGGAAAGGGACCCGAAGGCAUGGCCGGGCCGCCGGUGAGCCGUGGACUAUCAGAAAUCAGCAAUGGACGGAGUGUCAAGCGCAAGGCUGUGGAGGUUCGCGACGCGGGUGACAGGAGCCGAUCCGUCAGACGGAGGACCAGGGAACCUGAGAACGGUUCGCCGGUGAGCCAGAAUGGAGACGACAGCAGCGACAACUACGAUCCCGACCAGGACCUGCAAGAGCGCAGAGAACUCCGCGCGCGGUUCCGCAAUCUCGAGAAGGAUCUCAAUAACAACCGCGCCGAAUUUCUCCACGCCGACAAUGAAGGACUCAAACAGACCCUCCUCGAAGCGGACGAGAUCCUCAACGGCGUCAAGCAGACCGGCGACGCGACAGUCGACUCCCGCCUCAUCGCCAACGCAGCCGACCUCUCCCUGAAGAAAAUCGAGAAGCUCACCCUCGGCGACACAGACCGCCGCGUCGACAUCGACCACUUCGUCGCCAAGUGCAUGACCUUCAUGCGUAACGGCCAAGGCUCCGCCCCCACUCCCUCUCGCGCGCCCACCUCCACACAGUCCCGCCGCCGCACCAUCCAGAACGGCGACAACCCCGACGACGACGACGACCCCGAAGCAGGCGACAUGCUCGACUGGUCCCACCUCGGCGCCUUCGCCUGCCAACAGCACAACACCCGCCCUCCCAUCCCCGGCUUCCUGCUCGGGCCCCUCUCACUGGAGAAGCGCGCGCGCCGAGUCAUCCAACGGCGCGCCCCGAACGCGAAUCGCGAUCUCGUCGAGACGCAGCCGGAGAUCCUGCGCCCGGAGGACAUUGAGCGCAGCGAGAACUCGAGCUUGACGUUCUUGUGUGCGCGGAUUAUGGAGAGGUUGCGGCAGGCUUCGGCGGCGGGGAUGGAUGCGUGUGAGGCGGAGGCGUGGGAGGGGAUUACGGACGAGGAGGUUAAGAUGCUGAUGCGUAGACAUGGGCUUAAUGCUGAUGGUGGGAUGGAUCUGUUUCGCUUCGUCAUUAAUCCGCGCUCGUUUGGGCAGACAGUCGAGAAUAUGUUCUAUGUCAGCUUCUUGAUUCGCGAUGGCAAGGCGGCUAUCACGGUCGAUGAGGACGGAUUGCCAUUUCUUGGUGAGGCUGAACCGCUCGGGCGCGCAGAGGCGCUCAAGAAGGACGUCUCGAAGCACCAAGCCAUCUUCGCGAUCGACAUGGCUACAUGGGAGGAGCUUAUCGAGGUCUUCGAGAUCCGCGAGCCGAUCAUCGAGCAUAGAGAAGAGGUUGUGCAGCGGGCCGUCGGCGCGAGGGGGUGGUACAGCUAGACGUGUGUCCCACGAGCCACACGACUUCAUCUUGAAUUCACGUCCCUUCCAGACCUACCUUUCGCAGUCGAACAGCUUGGGAAUACAGGGAGCCUAUCACAUUGGGAGAAGGAGGGGGCUUUUUUGCUACAUUUUAAGCGCGGGGGAGGGUUUUUACUAAUUUUUAUUCACGAAUGAUGCGGAGUUUGCUGGCGCGGUCACUAUCAUCAAGACUACACGAGACACACCAUACACAUACACAGAUUUUUGCUGAGAAAAGAAAAAGCUUGGGAGACGGGCGUUAGGUGGCGGAGCGGGGGGUUGGCGUUUUGUUUUUGCGGCAUAUUGAUACCACUAGGUGCUUGCUUGAUAGGUCUUUUAUGGCGUUUGGCUGGAUAAGAUGAGGGGGAUUUGGCUUUAGCUAAUGAGGGAGAGGGGGACAGGAGGAGGCGGAUUUGCUUUGAAAAGUUGCUCGAUUUAGAGGCGGUAGACUCAUCAUCAGACAAUUUCAC
Molecule: messenger RNA, 2244 nt
Organism: Pseudogymnoascus verrucosus
Lineage: Eukaryota; Fungi; Ascomycota; Leotiomycetes; Thelebolales; Thelebolaceae
Gene: NSE4
Product: nuclear protein
Exons: 2
Coding region: 257-1753 (498 amino acids)
Biological process (GO): DNA repair
Cellular component (GO): nucleus; Smc5-Smc6 complex
Source: RefSeq, a predicted model, not a curated record